Messenger RNA from Zeugodacus cucurbitae (melon fly), 4296 nucleotides. RefSeq names its product protein rhomboid (gene rho-4). The record is from RefSeq and is a predicted model, not a curated record. Gene Ontology annotation, molecular function: serine-type endopeptidase activity; calcium ion binding. The transcript is spliced from 13 exons. NCBI's taxonomy places the organism in Eukaryota, Metazoa, Arthropoda, Insecta, Diptera, Tephritidae. Gene Ontology annotation, cellular component: membrane. Bases 509 to 1756 code for a protein of 415 amino acids.
GGUAUUGUGAACCAGGUGAAAAUAUGUUGUGAAAAUUAUUGUGCAUAUUUAUUUGCUUUGCUGUAGUUUUUCUAUAUAUUUUGUUACAAUUAGUGAUAUAUUUAUUUUUAUAUUUUAUUAUAUAUAUAAUAACUUUUAAAAUCAGAAGCGAAAGAUAAAAAAAUAUAAGAUAAGCAUAAAAUUAGCCAGGAUAUUUAUGUGAAUAAAAUAACUAUCGUUGAUUCAGGAAAAGAAAGAGAAAGCAGUGCAAAGCAAGCAAAAAAUGCAUUGCUUGCAUACUAUAUAUAACAACUAAAUCAUACAUAAACGAUAAAUAUGUAAACAUAAGUUUACAGUAAAUGUACAUAACAACAAAUCUAAUAAAAAACGCGAAGAUUUUGUUUUCAAGUGUCGCGCAUACCGGCGAAAUAUUUGUGGCAUUUCAUGACAACUAUUUCUUAAUCAAUAAAUAUUAUAUAUAAACACCUGAAUUUGUUUAACAACUAGCAGAUAUAUUUAGUGGAACAAAAUGUCAGGACAAGUAGAAAUAAGUCAACGCAAUCAAAGAGAUGCCGAAAAUGGUCUCUAUCCUCAGAUGCCAUCUGAGCGUGGUCAAGUCGCUCAAAAACCGACACCAUCUCGACCACCACCACGUCGGCAAGACACAAUUGACAUGGAAGUUAUCCCAUUGAAUCGCAGUCAAUCCGCGCCAGCUGGAGUUGAAACAGAUGAUCGUCGAAGAGCUCGUCGUAUCUUUGACAAUCAUGACUCAGACGGCGAUGGCUUUAUCAAUACACACGAACUUAAAGGCCUCAUCAAUGCAGGCCUCUGCAGUGAUAUUCCCGAUUACAUUGCUACACAAAUUCUGCAGAUGUCAGAUGAUGAUAAUGAUGGUCGUCUGGAUUUCGAGGAGUUCUAUCGCAUGUCCCAAACACACAAAUGGAUGAUUAGAAAUAUACUCACCAAAUAUUGUCGCUUGGUUGUUCCACCGCCGAAAGCAAUCGAAGGUGACCAAUUGGAUGGUGUCUACGAAAAGCAAAUGUCCGUUUGUCCACCGCCACUGACCAUGGUGAUGUUCUCCAUAAUUGAAAUUUUAUUCUUCUUGGUGGAUGUCAUACAUUUUCAAGAUGAUCCUAAUAAUACUGCCAAUAUAGGUGAAAAUACAAAUGGUCCCGCCGCGACACUCUUCAUUUACAAUCCAUACAAACGUUACGAGGCUUGGCGUUUCGUCACUUACAUGUUCGUGCAUGUCGGCCUAAUGCAUCUGUUCAUGAACCUUAUCAUACAAAUAUUUCUGGGCGUCGCUUUGGAACUUGUACAUCAUUGGUGGCGUGUGGCUUUGAUUUACUUGGCUGGUGUAUUGGCUGGCUCGAUGGGCACGUCAUUGACAAGUCCGCGCAUUUUCUUGGCCGGUGCCUCUGGUGGAGUUUACGCGCUAAUCACAGCGCACAUUGCCACCAUAAUUCUGAACUAUAAGGAAAUGGAGUAUGCUAUAGUGCAAUUAUUGGUUUUUCUCAUAUUCUGCUUCACGGACUUGGGCACUUCUGUCUAUCGCCAUUUGACAGAUCAACACGAUCAAAUCGGUUACAUUGCGCAUUUAUCUGGCGCCGUUGCGGGUCUACUGGUAGGAAUAGGCGUGCUGCGAAAUCUGGAGGUACGUCGUUGGGAGAGAAUACUCUGGUGGAUCGCGAUUAUACUUUACUUUUCGCUAAUGAUGACCGGUGUUUUGAUACAUGUGUUGAUGCCCAAUUAUUUCCCACGUCAAGAAUACAAUUAGUUUAAAGUCAAUCCCAAAAACAAUACAAUCUGGCGCAGCAGCUUUUCUAACAAUAAUUUUAUGUACAUAUAUAUAUAUGUAUACACAUAUACGCACACAAGAACAUUAUAGAUGCAUUGAUAUUGCAUUAUUAGUAUUAAGUUUUAAAGUGCAAAUAUCAUGCCCCAAAGUGCCUUUAGAGGAUUUUAUAAAUUAACAGUAUAAAUAUCGAACUCAAAUGAUGAAAUACUUUGCCAAUGCUAGUUCUUAAAAUUAAAGGAAUUAACAUCAAAGUCUUGUAUUCCUUUAAAAUUGACAUUUAUGAUGGAAGCCUAAAAAUGCUCAUAAAGGCUUUGUGUGCUUUGACAGCAAAUUCAAACUGUAUACUACAAGUAGAAAUUGAGCUUCGUUAACUCUUUCGAGAAUAUUAAAAGUUUUUGGCAAAAAUAUUUAUUUUCUGAAGAUUUUUAUACAGAUUACAUAAGUAUAAGCGCAUAAUAACUUGUAACGUCACUUAUAAAGUUUUGUAUAGAAAAUGAAAAUAGUUAAGUGGAAUUGACACACAGAGGUAAGAAAUUUAUAUGGUUUUAUUAUGCCGUCGAGAGUUUAUAUAUUUUCUACAAUAAAAAAUAUUUUAUACAGAGACAAUACAUACGAAACGUAUAAAAAUAUUAUUGUAAUGUAAAUUUAGGAGAAAUAAAGAAACAAUUCGAUAUAUGGAAAAGUUAUAGCUUCUUAGAAAAAUAAUAACGUACAACAAUAAAAAUCAUAUUUUAUAAAUAAACCCUUACCUACUAUUAAAGCAGUCUAGAAGGCUUUGUUUGGCAAUUGUUAUCUGAGAAAUUAGCCCGAUAACUUUUGCUACCAAUAAAUAAGUGGUUUCACACAAAAAAUAUAUUGACAGUGCUUGGCUUUGAACGCAACAAAAGUUACCUCGUUUGAACAGGCUCUAAACAACAGUAAAAAUUUCAUCGUUUGAACAUGAACGAUGGUAAGUUCUUCCCUUGUAUUAAAUGUUGAAUGAGUGAAAGAGACAACCUAAUCUAUUGCGUGUUUCAAUUACUUUUUGUUUUGAGUUCAAUCAUAGCUGCUUAUGGAAAUAACAAUUUCUUUUGAAAGGUGUGGUGGUAGUUGCAAGUUGUAAGUUUGUAGUGUUGGUUCGAUUAGAGGGAACAAACUUAAGCCGCGUACCGGUGAAGUCAUCAGUGAAUUGUCACAAAGCAGUAUCAGGGAUUGCUGUGAAAGUAUCUAUGCAUUUCUUAAGGGCGAAUUGAAAAAAGUCGACAACUCUUGUGGAAGACAUUGGGUAAAUGUUUAUGUACAACCCUUUGUUGUAUAUAUGUGUGUAUUGGUGUUCAUAAAAUAGUUUUGAAUGUAUUGGAGUUUCGGGUAGUGUAGACUUGGCGGGUGGAAUACCCGAAAAAGUGUGUAAUAUUAUUAUAAAUAUAAAAAAUGGGCGACACACUUCAGAAUACAUCAGUGCAAUCCAUAAUGCAAGCACAAAUAAUUCCUCAAACUCGGUUUUAUUCAAUCAACCAACAACCUAUUAAAAUUAUAAAGUGUGGACCCGAAAAGAUACAAAAUGUUCAAUCGACAAACAAUACAACAGAAGUGAUGUCUCUUUUAAAAACAAUCUUAAACAAGCAGGAAUCACUUGAAAAGAGAAUAGCAGAAAUAGAAAAAAGCGUUUUCAAUACAGAAAUUCUGGUAUCAAGACAUGUUAUCAAGACAAGCGAAGUUAUUGCUCAAAACCAAGGUAAAUCUGAUUGUGAGGUAAAAGGGAAGUGGGUGAGUUCCGUUGAUGACAUUUUCAUAGAGAUUGGGGCUGAACUCCCUCUUGCAACAAUGGAUGCUCUUUUAAAAGUAGAAGAGAAACUAAGUGAGAAAGAAUAUAAUGAGUCAAUGGUCGAGUUUAUUAAAAAAUAUAAGGAUUCAACCGACAGCGUAGAUAAAGUUCUUCGCCAAGUUUUUGCCGAUGCACUAAUGAAGCAUUUUAAUUGGGAUGGACGUUGGGGAAAAAAGACACUUAGUUCAUUAAAAUUAAUUGACCAAAUUGUGUUUGAGGUAUUCAAGGUUGAUGGACGAAAAUCUUAUGAGCGGAAUGUUAAAAGAUAUGUAGAGCUUUCACACAACCGUUGGAAGAAAAAAAUGAGUUUGGAGAAAAAAAUAAGUUUGGAUAAAAAAAUGAUUUUGGAGAAAAAAAUCAAACAACAGAAUGACAUACUGGGAUACCCUUAACGGUACAUACAGAAAUUCAUUUAAUUUGUAGUGUAGUGAAAAUACCAGUUUGGAUUAAAAAGAUGUGAAACCAAAUUAAUGACGAAUGGGUUCUUUUAAUUUUUUUAUUUCGAAUAUUUAUUUUGAUUUUCUGCAUUUUUGAUAUUCUUACUGCUGAAAUUAAACUUUUUGCGGCUGUAUAUAUAAGAAGAAGCGUGUCACAUUUUGUUUUAUUUAGUACUGAAGCAUUUGCCCAUUUUUAUUAAUAUUGUGUUAAGUAAUUUUUGAUUCAACCAAAAAAAUUAAGAAUAUUACAUAAUAAAUUUUAUUAACAAUAUUUUAAA